Molecule: messenger RNA, 949 nt
Organism: Wallemia mellicola CBS 633.66
Lineage: Eukaryota; Fungi; Basidiomycota; Wallemiomycetes; Wallemiales; Wallemiaceae
Product: RNA-binding domain-containing protein
Exons: 2
Coding region: 1-849 (282 amino acids)
Biological process (GO): positive regulation of mRNA splicing, via spliceosome
Cellular component (GO): spliceosomal complex
Molecular function (GO): RNA binding
Source: RefSeq, a predicted model, not a curated record
AUGGCAGAUCAAGAAUUCAACGAGGAAGCUGGCUGGGGUGAACCAGAAGCCACUAAUGACUUCGCAGACGCUCCACCACAAUCAGAGAAUGUCGAUGACGAAGUACGUGGACGUCCACUCUCACGUUCACCACCUCCAGCUGAGAGAUACUCUCCUCGUCCGUUAUCCCGUUCACCACCACCACCAAGAAGAUCACCACCUGUUCCAAAGCGCCGCAAUGAGAACCCACCAGAGCCUAACGAAACUCUCGGUGUAUUCGGAUUAUCCAUUAGAACUCGUGAGAUCGAUUUAGAGGAUGAGUUCAACAGAUUCGGUAAAGUUGAAAAAGUUACUAUCGUAUACGAUCAACGCUCUGAGCGCUCACGUGGAUUCGGUUUCAUUAAGAUGGCUACCAUCGACGAUGCAGAGAAAUGCAUUGAGGCUCUCAACGGUAUCGAUAUCCACGGUAGAAGAAUCAGAGUUGAUUUCUCUGCUACUAAGCGCCCACACAGCCCAACACCAGGUCAAUACAUGGGUGUAAAGCGCUUCGACGAGCGUCGUUAUGAUAGCCGCGGCCCACCACGUGAUCGCUACCGUGGUCCUCCACGUCGUGACCGUGACGAUUGGAGAUCAUCCAGACGUAGCCCACCACCAAGGAGACGCUACAGUCGCUCACCACCACCAAGACGCUCUUACCGUGAUUAUAGCCCACCUCCACCAAGAUACAGUGGUAGACCACGCUCAAGAUCCCCACCACCACGUGGUGGCUAUGGUAGACGUUCACCUCCACCAAGGCGCUCUCCUCCUCCAAGACGCUACAGUCGCUCACCACCACCAAGACGUUACUCACCAUCACCAGUUCGUGAUUAAGGAAGGUAAUGAAAAUCUGCUUUUCUACUAACCUCUUUAGCUCUAAAUUGAAUCUAUCCUAAAAAAUUGCAAAAUAUUAUAAGAACAUUUCCCCUGUUUU